This is a messenger RNA of Brassica oleracea var. oleracea, 2969 nucleotides long. RefSeq names its product myb-related protein 3R-1. Lineage: Eukaryota; Viridiplantae; Streptophyta; Magnoliopsida; Brassicales; Brassicaceae. Gene Ontology annotation, biological process: regulation of DNA-templated transcription. Gene Ontology annotation, cellular component: nucleus. Gene Ontology annotation, molecular function: DNA-binding transcription factor activity, RNA polymerase II-specific; RNA polymerase II cis-regulatory region sequence-specific DNA binding. The record is from RefSeq and is a predicted model, not a curated record.
AUAGCUCUGCCGACCGUUUAGAUUUUCUCUCCUUUUAAUUCAAACAUUUGUUUUCAAUGUGCGAUGAGCAGACAGUGAAGUUUUGUAGUUGUACCCAAUCUGAGAUUUGCAUUUUAUUUUGGGUGUGGCGGACUGACUGUUCUUACGAGAUCUGAUCAACUUGAGCUGUUGGUUUGACUAAUCGUCGUAUCUGUUAGCCGUUAGGGUUUCCCAGGUAUGGAAAGUGAGUGUACAACAACGAGCUCAACCCCUCCUCAGAGGGUUACUGAAGGGAACCCCAAAUCGCGUCAGGGGAGGACGAGUGGCCCUGCUAGACGUUCUACUCGAGGUCAAUGGACUGCAGAGGAGGAUGAGAUUUUGACAAAAGCUGUCCAUAGUUUUAAAGGGAAAAACUGGAAGAAGAUUGCUGAAUUUUUCAAGGAUCGAACUGAUGUCCAGUGCCUCCACAGGUGGCAGAAGGUCCUUAAUCCUGAACUUGUUAAAGGUCCUUGGACCAAGGAGGAAGAUGAAAUGAUAGUUCAGUUAAUCCAAAAAUAUGGGCCCAAGAAGUGGUCCACCAUUGCUCGAUUUUUGCCUGGCCGUAUUGGAAAGCAGUGUAGAGAAAGGUGGCACAAUCACCUCAACCCUGCCAUAAACAAGGAAGCUUGGACUCAAGAAGAAGAGCUGCUUCUCAUUCGUGCUCAUCAAAUCUAUGGUAAUAGAUGGGCAGAGUUGACAAAGUUCUUGCCUGGAAGGUCUGAUAAUGGAAUUAAAAACCAUUGGCACAGCUCAGUCAAGAAGAAACUCGAUUCCUAUAUGUCCUCUGGGCUUCUGGAUCAGUACCAAGCCAUGCCUCUAGCUCCUUACGAUAGAAACUCUUUUAUGCAGAGUACUAUGGAUGGUAGUGGCUGCGUGAGUGGACAGGCAGAGCAAGAAAUAGAACAUGGUAUAAUGAACAUGGGGCAACAUUUUCACCCGUGUGAAAACUCUCAGUAUUAUUAUCCAGAGUUGGAAGAUAUCUCAGUCUCCAUCUCAGAAGCCUCUUAUGACAUGGAGGACUGUUCACAGUUUCCUGAUCAUAACGUCUCGGCUUCUACGAGCCAGGAUUACCAAUUUGACUUUCAGGAUCUGUCGGAUAUUUCACUGGAGAUGAGUCAGAACAUGUCAGGGUUACCAAUGACAUACACCAAGGAGAGGAAGGAAGCCUCUCUAGGGGCUCCGAACUCCAAGUCAAAUAUAGAUGUAGCUGCGUACACCAACACAUCUGAAACGGAAUGUUGCAGAGUUCUUUUCCUUGAUCAAGAGAGCGAAGGGGUCAGUGUUUCUAGAUCUUCAACCCAAGAGCCACACGAGGUUUUGUGUGCAUCAGCUUCAGACAGCCAGGUUUCAGAAGCUACAAAAUCUCCUAUGAAGAGCUCUUCUUCAAUGUCCAUUGCAACACCCGCCUCAGGCAAAGAAACUCUUCGGCCGGCUCCCUUAAUCAUAACACCCGAUAAGUAUUCCAAGAAGUCAUCCGGAUUGAUAUGUCAUUCUUUUGAGACUAAUGAAAAUGGUAGCUUCAUAUGCAUCAAUGAUCCUUCAACCUCUACUUGUGUUGAUGAAGGGCCUAACAACUCCACCGAAGAUUAUCAUUUAAAUGAUUCCAAAAAGCUGGUUCCAGUGAACGAUUUUGCUUCUCUGGCAGAAGCUAAGCCACACUCUCUUCCUAAGCAUGAAACAAACAUGUCAAGCGAGCAGCAUCAUGAGGAUAUGGGAGCAUCAUCAUCAAGUCUAUGUUUUCCAAGCCUGGACCUACCUGCUUUCAACGAUCCGGUCCACGAUUAUAGCCCUCUUGGCAUACGCAAGCUGCUGAUGUCCAGCAUGGCGUGCAUGAGCCCGCUUAGGCUGUGGGAGUCUCCCACUGGGAAAAAGACGUUGGUUGGUGCAAAGUCAAUCCUGAGGAAACGCACGCGUGAUCUGCUGACACCUCUAUCUGAGAAGAGGAGUGAUAAGAAGCUUGAAACUGAUAUAGCAGCUAGUCUGGCAAAAGAUUUUUCACGCCUGGAUGUUAUGUUUGAUGAGAGUGAGAAUCAAGAAUCUAUCUCUGGAAUGCCAGAAGAAACCAUGGAUGUCAGUAAAUCACUUGUACAACCACAGCAAACUUGCUUGGAGGCAAAUGUUCAACAUGCUCAAAGUUUCUCCGGUGUUCUUUCUGAGAGCAAUACCAACAAGCAAGUUCUGUCUCCUCCUGGUCAAUCAGUAACCAAAGCAGAGAAGACACAAGUCUCAACCCCAAGAAAUCACUUGCAGAGAACCCUCAUGGCUACUUCUAACAAAGAACAACAUUCUCCUUCGAGUCUUUGUUUGGUCAUUAAUUCGCCUUCUCGAGCCAGAAACACCGAGAGUCAUCUUGCUAACAACGAGACAAACAAUGAGAAUUUCAGCAUAUUCUGUGGAACUCCAUUCAGGAGAGGUCUUGAAUCUCCCUCAGCCUGGAAAUCUCCGUUUUACGUCAACUCUCUCUUGCCCAGCCCAAGGUUUGACACAGACAUAACUAUCGAGGACAUGGGCUACAUUUUCAGUCCAGGGGAGAGAAGCUACGAGAGCAUAGGAAUGUUUACACAGAGACACGAGCAUACAAGUGCAUUCGCAGCAUUCAAUGCAAUGGAAAUUUCACUUUCCCCAAGUACUGAUGAUGCAAAGAAGAUGAAGGACUUGGAUAAAGAGAAUAAUGAUCCUCUAAUGGCGGAGGGUCGAGUGCUGGACUUCAACGAUUGCGAGUCUCCCACCAUAACAGAAGAAGUCUCAUCCUACCUCUUGAAGGGGAUGUAGGUAAAAAAGGCUAGAACCUCCUCCUCAAUACAUAAUAUUCAAUGCACAUACAUGAACAUGUAUAAACAAUGUAUGGUAUCUUCUAUAAACAGAGCUUGUCCCUGCUUGGAUCUAAUUCUCUUCUUCUUUUUUCUUUCUAGUGAAUCAACUUGAAUGAAUUUACGUACACUCUGUGUUCA